AUGAGUGCAAUAAAAAAGAAGAAAGUGAAGAGAGUUGUAAAGCAAAAUCAUGCUGAAGAAAAAUUUGAGUUGGAAUCUCUUAGAUACCUUCGCUACACAAUCGGAAAUGGAUACAACACUGAAAGGCACAUGUUUCUCAAAAAAGAUUUUUCAAAAGAAAAUUCGAUAAUUGUCACAAAUGUUCCUGCAUUUCUCGGCGAGGACAUCGUGGAGGCAUUCCUUGGUAGUUUCGUUCCUUAUAAAAUUGAAGAAAUACUAGUGCAGAGAAGUAACGCAUCAAAUGGCUCAUUAUUACAAGGACGACUCACAAUGGCUGUUAGCUUCCAGUCUUCGGAGGCAGUACUUCACGCUCUCUCAUUUUGCCAAAAAGCUGGCCCAUUGGUUGCUGCGGAUUUUGUAGAGAGCCUUGAGCUUCCCUCAGUUUUGCGAGAAUCGAACUCUCUUUACAGUCGAUUAUUCCCAUCAGAAGAAAAAAUUGAAGAGAUGGCUGAAACUUACAUUGAAAGAUAUGAUACAGAACAAGCUGAAGCUCGAAGAGAAGCGAAGAGAAAAUACUCGCAACCUGAUGAGGAUGGUUGGAUUACCGUUCUGAAGGGAAAGAAAGCCGCGAAAUCGGUUAAAAUGAAACGAGACGAGGCUCCAUUGAUUGGAGGCUUGAAUAAUCCGAAGAAGAGAAAGCUUGAUAUGGCAUUCUAUACUUUCCAAGCCAAAAAAGACAAACAGCAAAAAGCCCAAGAAUUAUUGAAAAAGUUCGAAGAGGACAAGAAGCGAAUCGCCCAUCUAAAGCAAGCUAGGAAUUUUAAACCCUUAUAA
Messenger RNA from Caenorhabditis bovis, 813 nucleotides. The record is from the annotation of a GenBank genome assembly. NCBI's taxonomy places the organism in Eukaryota, Metazoa, Nematoda, Chromadorea, Rhabditida, Rhabditidae.